Molecule: messenger RNA, 4725 nt
Organism: Gavia stellata (red-throated loon)
Lineage: Eukaryota; Metazoa; Chordata; Aves; Gaviiformes; Gaviidae
Gene: FRMPD3
Product: FERM and PDZ domain containing 3
Exons: 10
Coding region: 4-4725 (1573 amino acids)
Cellular component (GO): cytoskeleton
Source: RefSeq, a predicted model, not a curated record
GACAUGUUGAAGAAAGAAGCUCUCCUCCUCAUUCCCAACGUGCUGAAGGUUUUCCUGGAGAACGGGCAGAUCAAAUCCUUCACGUUUGAUGGCCGAACCACUGUGAAGGACGUGAUGGUGACGUUGCAGGACCGCCUGUCCCUGAGACACAUUGAGCACUUUGCCCUGGUCCUGGAGUAUUCCAGCCCGGAGCAGAGCCACCGGUUCCUGCUGCUCCAGGACAAGCAGCCAUUGGCCCACGUUGUGCAGAGGACACACUACCAUGGCAUGAGAUGCCUUUUCCGUGUGAGCUUCUUCCCCAAGGACCCGGUGGAGCUGCUACGCCUGGAUCCUGCAGCGUUUGAGUACCUGUACAUCCAGAGCCGCAACGAUGUGAUCAGAGAGCGCUUCGGCACAGACCCCAAGCCAGAGAUGCUGCUGGGGCUGGCUGCCCUCCACAUCUACAUCACUGUCUCAGCCACCCGCCCCAGCCAGAAGGUCUCCCUCAAGAAUGUGGAGAAGGAGUGGGGCCUGGAGCCCUUCCUGCCCCCCUCACUCCUGCAGCUCAUCAAAGAGAAGAGCCUCCGGAAAUCCCUCUCGCAGCAGCUCAAAGCCCACCAGAAUCAGCCUGGAGGCACCAAGGUCUCCACAGCCCAGGCGAAGCUGCAGUACCUGAGGAUCCUGAACGAGCUGCCCACCUUUGCUGGGGUCCUCUUCAACACAGUGGGACUGGACGAGAAGCAGCCAGCCACCACGCUUCUGGUGGGACCCCGGCAUGGCAUCAGCCACGUCAUCGACCUCAAGACCAACCUCACCACAGUGCUGUCGGAGUUCAGCAAGGUCAGCAAGAUCCAACUGUUCAGGGAGAACCAGGGGGUGGCCCGCGUGGAGACGAGCAUCCUGGAUGCCAAGCCACUGGUGUUGCUGAUGGAGUGGCCUGAAGCUACCAACUUCGCCUGCCUGAUCGCAGGCUACUGCCGUCUUCUGGUGGACUCCAAGAAGAUGAUAUUCUCCAGGGCCCUCAGCCAGCCGCCCCCGACUCAGAUUAUCAAGGCAGAUUACAUCAACGCACACAACCUCCACCGGUCUGCCACGGCGGCGGGGCACACGGGAAAGAAAGAGAGCGGGUUGGUGGGUGGCUCUGCCACCAGCGCGGGAGCAGCCGGGGCUGCAGCCACCAGGGCUUUGGACUCGGAGCUCAUCAGCUUUUGCUACCUGCACAUGCAAGAGCAGAGGAAGGAAAGAGAGAGCAGGACGGAUAUCAAUGAAAACCUGAUUUUUUUUGAGGAAACUCGUCCCAGGACCAAAUCUGACCCCACUUCCAAAAGCUCUGGCCAAGGCUACAAUGGGGCAGCUAACAAGUACGACCCGGAUGGCCUUGACCUAGACAGGCACGCGAGCAGGGCCAGGGCACACACUAUAGACACCCACCUGCGGAGCGACACCUCGCACUUCUACUGCAAGUCCUGCCAAGCCAAAAUCAAGAGCCGGCUGGCCUCAUGCAAGGGCGGCAAGCCUGGCAGUGCCCGGGACAAUAUGGUGGACUUGAUGUCGCUUCCCCCUCCCGGGAGCGAUGAAGAAGAAGACGAGACGACGUCCCUGCUCCCCGCCAUUGCCGCCCCUCCUCCCGGCUUCCGAGACAACAGCUCGGAUGAGGAUGACCCCAAGCGCCGAGCAGCUGCCCAAAGCCAGGAGCAGGGCCGGCACCUCUGUGGUAUCCUCUACGAUGAGAUCCCUGUCACGCUAAUAGACAAUGUGCAACCACGGACAGUCCGAGACCAUGCCCAAGAGCUGGAUGAUGCCCUGGUGUCCACCCUGCAGGCGCUGGAAGCCCUGGCUGCUUCAGAGGAUUGUCCGCAUCCCCCACCGCAACAGACAGCAGGUCUUAUUGUCCUGGCUGCCAUCACUCCUGAGUCAUCCUUGGAUUCUGGCCAUGAAACCAACUCUUCAGAGCUAACUGAUGUCUCGGAGAUGGUCUCUGCUAUGAAGCAGCAUCAGAACGCAGCCUACUUCCUCGCUCAACACAUCAACAAAGAAAACCUCCUGGCCAGAAAGGACUUGCCUUUCCGAAUCCAGAGUUGUGCUGCCCAGGCUGUUCUCACCUCACCCUACCCCCUCAGCCACCAGGAGCCGAGCCCUUCAUUGAAGCCAGCUUUCUCUCACCCAAGCCCCAACCUUACCAAUUGCAAGAGCAAACAGGAGCAGCAGCAUGCCGAGCGGAGCUACACCUUGGCUGUCCAGCCAGUGCUGACCCCCCAGCUUAACGAGCAGAACAGGGGGGCUCCAGUGCCAGGCUUUGAAUGCAAAUGUGCAGGCCACACAAAAGCUGCCUUUGAGGUAUCUCUGCAUGCCACAGCAGCCCUGAGCAGGGAGCAGUCACAGGAUCUACAAGAGAAGAUGCCCAAAGAGGUCCAGCCGAGCUCCAAGCUCCUCCUGGAACAAAAAAGUGGUGUAACUCCAGCCGUCAUUUCAGCUGCUCUGCAGCAAGUGGCAAAUGCAAAAGGCUCAGCUCCCCAAGUGGUAGCAGCCUCAAAAGAAGACAAGAACAUGAAUGGUACCAGCAGCUGUGCAUCAACCAGCAGCAAGCCUUUGAAACUUAAAGGAGGUCCACAAACUGCAGAGACAUUAUGCAACUGUCAGCAGCAGCAGCAACUCUCUCCGCAGCAGCACUGUGAAGUUUCUCCAAGUCCUAAAGAAGCUCAUGGCAGUAAGGCUGAAGCUUUCCACCUCACCCCAGCAGGUGAGGAGAUUGUGCCCGGUAAGACUUUUGCCUCUAAAAGCUACCAGCAAAAAGUGAGUAGAGAUGCUCCAGGAAAAGCUGCAAGCGGAGAGCCAGGUCAGAAGGCAGGUGGCGAAGCCACGAGCCUCAUCUUUCAGAAACACACAGCUCCUUCAAACCAAGGACAGAAGGUGCAACAGGAAAGUUCAGCCAAAAGCUUAAAAGCUGAGAGUAGCAACCUGCACUCUCCACCACCUGGUAGCACUUUCAGGGGCACCAGUGAGGAACCCAAAGGGCCAAUCCAGCUGGUGCCCAGAUCCGAAAGCCUGCAGAUCAGCACUGUGCCUUCCAAAAAAGUAGAAAAAGUCCUGGAGGUGACCCAACAAGAUGCUGAUGUCCCAGCUAAACCCAAAGCUCCAAAAGCUCCCUUCAGGUUAAGGAACCUGUUCGCUGCAACAUUUCCAACCCGGCUGAAGAAGGAGACGGAUGAGCGGCAGGCCCAGUUGCAGAAGGUAAAGCAGUAUGAGCUGGAAUUCCUUGAAGAGCUGCUCAAGCCAAAGAGCAAAGGUGACCUCCCACCACAGGAGUAUCUACACCCUCCUGCCCAUGGGCGCUGCAGCUGCCAGCUAAGGAGCAGUCCUGUGCAGAAAGUCCCAGGGAUGUCCAGGGAGCAAAGGCGCAGCUGUGACUGCAAGCGGAUUUGCAGGGGGGCAAGGCCACCCCCUAACCAGCUGGUGAUGCCAGAACUGGAGAGAAGAGGGAAGGGUAAAGUUACCGAUGACCAGAAGCAGGCAGAAGCCAUUAGGUUGACAAGCAUGAGCAGCCCUUCCAAAGGCAAGCGGAUACGAUCCACAAGUUUAGAGUCCAGAGACUACCUGUCAGAUCCAGAGAACAGUGUGUCCUGUUUGACAACGUGCACUUCCCGGGGGGAGUGCAUGGGUGCUCCACACUACAGGAAGCUCUUGCGUCGCUACAGUGUCAGUGAACUAGAUAAGACUGAUAGGACAUCCCUGUCCUCUGACAUCUACCAGAACAUCUAUACAACCAAGCAGAAAGGUCCCCAGAAAGAGCCUGAGCCCAGCAUCCUUUGUCCUGUUUUGAAGAGCAAAAUCCAGGAAGUCUCUGGAAUGGUUGACCCCUCCUAUGUCCAGAUAGCACAGGAGAAAAAGAACCAGAAGGGUUCAGCAGUGUUCUCUGUCCAGGAGGAGAUGUAUCCAAGUCCUGCUGAGCUGCCAGAUGAAGACAUGGAGGAUGAAAAGUGCUGCUCCAUCCGGUACUGCUUCUACUACAGGAAAUGCGAUGUUGCAGAUGAUGGGAGCGAGAAGGAUGAGCUGUCCUAUUCCAUCCCCAUGCAGAUACUCCCAGGAAUGAAGCUGGACAAUCAGAUGGUCCCAGUCAUGAGCAGGACUCUUCAGGUCCUAGAUGCAACAGCCUGCAGCAGUUCCAAUGACAGUGAGACCCAGGAAAUAGACUUAAGGACCUCCAGUUUUGAGGGGAGCUUGGCAAAGAUCAACACCCUUCGAGGCCAUGCCUACAGCUUUCCCAAUGGGUUUCUGCAAGUGCAGCUGGACACCAAUGAGCUCCUGACUAUCCUGAGGCAGUGUGUGGUGAGCCCGGACAUCCAGGACUGCAAACCCCACAUCUCCCAGCUGGCAGAGUACAAGCAAGAGCUCACUCUCAAGUUCAAGGAGUUCCGGGCAUCCUGCCGCCGCAUGGCAGCCGUCAACAAGAGUCCGACUCACAUGCUCUCCGCCAUCACAAGUAGCUUCCAGGUGCUAAGCAGCCUCAUCGAGACGUUUGUGAGGCUGGCGUACGUCGUGCGCUCGGGGUACCAGCGCCAAGAGCUGCUGACGAAGGUGGAAGAAGUGGUGAGAAACUACACCUUCCUCCUGAAAGCUGCGGAGGAGUCCACAGCCAGAACACUGAGCCACCAGCAAACGGUGGAGCAGCUUGCCCACCAGUCAGCCACAGUUGCCACUGUCAUGAGCACGCUCACACGCUCCCUAAAGACGUUGAUCAAUAAGUAA